Nicotiana tabacum (common tobacco) is the source of this 675-nucleotide messenger RNA. Lineage: Eukaryota; Viridiplantae; Streptophyta; Magnoliopsida; Solanales; Solanaceae. The record is from RefSeq and is a predicted model, not a curated record.
AUGGAGAAGGAGAAAAAUCGCAGUACUCGCAAGCAAAAUUAUCAACCAGCCAUUAAUAUUCAGCGAUCACCGGCUAACUCUCCACGAUUACUAAGAAGCAAAAGCGGAAUGUCACUUCCCGAAAUCCACACCUACUCAUCAACAGACCCAGUACCAAGUCUUGUCAAUCGGUCAAAAUCAACGACGAAAAUGAGAACUUAUAGAGGUGAAGAAAAUGUUAGCCCAUUGAUGAGAAGCCCAAACUAUACACAAAUCAAGACGACUAAAAAGUCGUCUCAAGAAAAUGGAGAUCAUAAUUAUAGUUUUGGUAAAUUUUUACAACGCAAUAAUCAGAGUAAGAUUACUAAUUCUUCUUCUGCAUGGGCAUUGUCACCAGGACGUCCAUUGCCUAAUUCGACUGCAUCUCAAUUGCCUAAUACGGUCCCUAAGUCGCCUAGCACUAGAAAAUUGAAAGCGGAGUCUAAGGAGAGUAGUGGUAGUCGAAGUGGUGUUGUUGGGGUUUUGAAGUAUUUUAAGCAGAGAAAAGUGUCACCUGUAUUAGAAGAAGAUUUUCAUCAAUAUAGGAUUAUGAAUAAUAGGUUGGUACAAUGGAGGUUUGCCAAUGCUCGUGCUGAGGCUUCUAUGGCUACAAUCAAGAGGGUUGCACAGGUAAAUUCUGAAUUCUUCAAUGCCUAG